Messenger RNA from Helicoverpa armigera (cotton bollworm), 5023 nucleotides. It is a transcript of the gene RYBP, whose product is annotated as YY1-associated factor 2. The record is from RefSeq and is a predicted model, not a curated record. Gene Ontology annotation, biological process: positive regulation of DNA-templated transcription. Gene Ontology annotation, molecular function: DNA binding; transcription coregulator activity. The coding region runs from base 169 to 579 and encodes 136 amino acids. Lineage: Eukaryota; Metazoa; Arthropoda; Insecta; Lepidoptera; Noctuidae. The transcript has 3 exons. Gene Ontology annotation, cellular component: nucleus.
GACUGUCUGUCAUGGCGUAAAGAAGUGUACAUUUCUGUGCACAGUAAAACAAAAAUAAUGAUUCUCAGACGAUUUAUUUUGCGAUUGUGCUGUAAAAACUUUUGUUUAAGAUAUAAAGUAUCAUGAUUAAAGUGUGCUAGUUAUAUUUAGACGUAAGUGUGCGUUAAAAUGGACAAGAAAAAUGCCAUUAGGAGAGCCAAGAGGCCGUCUAAAGUGCUCGAAGAAAAUUAUUGGGAUUGCAGCGUUUGUACGUACAGAAAUAAUGCGGAAGCCUUCAAAUGUUCAAUGUGCGACGUUAGAAAAGGCACAUCGACCCGCAAGCCGCGGAUCAACCCGGCCCUGGUUGCGGCCCAGGCAGCUGGUACCGCGCCCACCAGCUCGCAGAAGAGGCCCCGCUCUGCCAACUCUCUCAAGAAGAAACGGAGGCCGCCGCGGCUGAGCAAUGUGGAUAGGAGCUCUGCGCAGACUAGAGAGGUGACCGUCAGUGGGGUAACUGUUGUUAUAACUGAAUACAGGCCCAAGAAAUCUGUGUCGAGCAGUUCAAGUGAUGUGGAGUCUUCGAAUGACGCGAGACCCUGACUCUCGGCCGCGUUGGCACUCGCACCAACGACCCAAACAUAGACUUUGACUAGUUCCAGUAGCAGUGUUUUGUUUUACAGAUUUUAAUUCCUAUCCCUCCCUUCGAAAUAUUUAUUAAGAUUGUCCGUAUUUGUAGAUUAAUUUCUAUGUAUAUUCCAGUAGAUACUGUGUAUGUUUUCUUUUUUUAUCUAUUAAUAUUGUAACGCAAUGGUGUGUCUGAUUUAAGCAAUAAUUUGACAGCUCAAACGCAUUUAAAUCGUCUGAGUAUGACCUUUAUGUUUUUAAUUUUCUUAUGAAUUCGACAAGAUAUUUUCGAAAAGGUGUGAUCAAAAUAGAAAUGUAAGCAUAGUUGGUUGAAAUAUCGCUUUUCGAAAUCGUAACUAAGCUUUACUUAAUGCCAUUAAAUAUUUCGAAAAAUGUAACUUAUCUUAGGAGUAGGUUUUUUUCAUUGAUUAAAAUUUUUGUAAAGGAUUGAUGUACAUAUUGAAGAGACCAGCUGGUCACUGCCAAAAGAUGAAUUGUAAAUAAAAAUGAUGAAGAUGCGGCGGUUUAUAUGUAGUAGUUUCGAAUAUUUUCUUAUAUUAAAUGAGCCAGGUGCUCUGUCUAAAUGUUUUAGGGUCUGCUUAAACGUCAGAUCGAAUAAUUCUGACUUUACUUUGUACCAUAAGUAGAAUUGCUUUAUGGUCAUCUACACAACUUCUGGAUAAGACUUGAUUAAUCUUAUUAAUUUUUUAAACAAAUCUUUUCCUGAAGUUGUGACCUGGCCUUUUCAGACUAUAAUAUGAGUUUGUCAUGAUGUUUUUUUUUACUUUAUUAUAAAGAAACAAUGAUGUACGAUUUUUAAAUAUGGAGGAAAUGCCUUAAAAUUUUAAUAUGCAUAAAAAGCAAUACAAAACUAUUAUUUUUUUAAUAAGUAUUGUUGGUAAUCAUUUUAAUAAAUGAUAAUGGAACGCACAAAACAUUCGUUAAAUGGUCAAGCAAUAAUAUUUUUGUAACAUAACUAGGGUUUGCAAUGUAAAUUCUGUCAUAAUUUUAUUUCGAUUGUUCAUAAUUAAUUCUCAAUACAUAAUUCUCAAGUACCGGUAAAUAGGAUCAAGUUUGAAAAUAACCCUAGUAUGAAAAAAAUAAAAUAAAACAAUGGUGUAAAAAAAGCGAUGUGAUUUUUUGACACAAAAAAAUAUUCGCGUUUCUGCAUAAGCCGCUUUUUUGCUUAAACAAAAAAUUCGGCAGUAAUCCACAAUUUCAAAGAAAUGGUUUUAAGUGCGUAAAGGGGUCUACACACCAAAGCCGCUGACCCGGCGGCACAGCCCGGCGGCACGACUGCCGCGGCAUGUGGUGUUCUAGUAAUUGUCAAAUACUCUAUGAAAGCCGGCGGCAUGAUUGUACAAAAUACGGCCGGCGGGUUGGGCCGCCGAGCUGUGCCGCCGGCAUCAGCGGCUUUGGUGUGUAGAGACCUUAAGGAUUACCUGAAAAUUUUUGACAUCUAUUAAAACGCCUGAAAAGUGCUCUGCAGAGAGCAUGAGAAGUCAUGUAUUAAAAAUCCACGAUAUCUGUAAGUUACCAAAAAAAUUAGCGGCCCUAUCGUGUUCCAAGCAUUGACUAAGUAUUUAUUCUAGCUUUAAGUUAUUGUUAAGUUAAUCACAAUGUCCGUGCUUCAGACAUUUUUACACAAAAUCUGUUUAAUUGUAUUAAAAAUGUAUUAAGCUGGAUCAAACAGUAAAUAUGUUUUUUUUUUUUCAAUAAAUGCAUUUUAGGGUCAGUGGUCCAAGCCAACAUUGGUCGAAGUCCCAGUGGCCGAUGCCCCCGAUUCGGUUAAUUUAAUUAAAGGCAAUUUUCGGAGGCGUCGGCCACAGGUGCUUCGACCAUUGGGGGCCACUGACCCGCAUUUUAGGGACAAUUAAAUAGAUAUUGUGUAAAUGUGCAAAUUUUAAAUAUUUGACAAUACAAUUCGAUGUGUAUGCUAUGAUGUAAAAUAUUUUAAUUAUUUAUUUUAUUUUUAUAUUAACAUCACGCGUGUUUCGCCUAGAGGGCAGUAAAGAGGUAUUUAACAUUUCGCCAGCUAUAAAUAUAUGAAAUUGUAUAAUAAAAUAUUAAAGAGUUCUAGAAAUGUUUUACUUAGAUAUGAAUAUUUUUGAUCUAGCGCACAUAUACGGUUUUUGCAACUUUGUUGUGGUGUAUAAAUUUUAGAAAUAAUGUUAUUAUUAUCGAUAGAACUGCACGGUAGAUUUUCAUAUUUUAUAUCUAAUGUUUGCAAUUUUAAGCACAGUAUAUUGUAUAAUUUCCAAGAGAUAUGCGUGUAUCAUUUAAAUUCGUAGUUGACAUAUCUAUUCAUAUGUGACUCUAUGGUAAAAUCGUAUGUGUGCGCUAGGCCUUACGCCGGCAAUACAAGGACCGCUGGAAGCAGUCAGGGGCGAUACCUUCAAGCUGUCGACUGCACAGUGAACUGCAGAGUUCUAUGGACGCACAUACACGAACCGAUCGAGCAGUUGCAACUGAUCCGGGCGGUCGACAGCUUGAAGCUGACGCCCCCGACUGCUUCAAGCGGUCCGUGUAUUGCCGGCCUUACAGUGCGGCACGAUGUCCUUCAGUGGCCGCCCGCCCGAGGUCGUGGGCUAAUUAGUCCAUUUUACUCCAACUAAUUAAUACGCUAGAUAUUCCAUUUUGAUAAAAACACCCUUACAAGUCAAAGUAUUAUUAGAAAUUUCGAAGCAAAAAGUUGCCACAUAAAAAAAAUAAUUCGCGAACAAUUUUUGUUCGUUAUUUUUGUACGAAAAAAAAUCAACGGUUUUUUGUUCGUUUUUUAAAUAAUAAUUAUUAUUCAUAAAAUUAAAAUUUUGUAACUAUUAUUAGUAUUAAAACGGGUGCAUGUAAAUUUUUGUAAUUAGAUACCAUUUUUGUAUGGAUUUGUAAGAUUUUUAAAUGAAAUAGAAUCGGGACUUCCUAAUGUUUCUUCCUCCAUACUGUACUGGUUUAGAUAAUGUACAGUUGAAAUAAUAUAUCCACAUCUUUGUCGCAGAGUAAUUGUAAUAAAUAACAUUACCAAUCUAUUUAGAAAUAUUCUAUGAAUCGAAUUAUAAAGGCUCUUCUGCACUGAUGCGGUAAAAUCGCGCGGUUUGAACGUGGUUUAACUUGACUCUUGUGUUGCUCUGUGUGACAGCUAAAUAAUGCAAACAAUAACAGAGUCACAAUAACAAAUUAUUUAUGUAACUGAUCUAAUCCUUUUUGAAAUUUUUCAUGAGUUUCUGAUAUGAUUUUUCUGAGGCGUCAUGAACUUAAGUAAUACUUAGUGCAUCACAUCUUAAAAUAAUCACAAUUAUUUAUUUAAUUAACAUAAGAUUAUGCAUUUUUUAUUAUCUCAUCUUUCAAAGUGCAAUAAAACUCCGCGCGAUUUCACUAUAUCCGUGUGAAAAACCUUUAAGUAUUCCAUUUUACCUCUCACCACGAGUUCUUCCUAUAAUCUCCAUUGUAUGUAGUAAAGCUUUUGAAUCUCGAAUCGGGCAAUGUCGGCCAUUUGCAAUCACUCUGCGACGAAUCACUGUUUACUCUGAAAACUGACAUCUGUGAAGCUGGCACGAAAGAAAGCUCUAAUGUUACCAUAAAAGGAAAAAAAGAAACAUAGGUGCACUCACUGGUUUAAGAAAAUCGAGUAAAAUUAGAUCUUAAUUUAUCGUUGUUGGAAGUCUAGAAAAACCUCUAAACUUUUUGAAGCAGGCAUUUUAUUGUUUGUGUAAGAAACAUGACAAAAUAAAAUACAUAAGUGAUUAUUUCCUUUUUACGGUAACAUUAGUGGUUUUAUGCUAGGUUCACUAAUGUAUGAUAACUUCUGUCGGUUGUAUAGUUAUCGGCACGGAUAUUGAGCCCUGACCUUCACCUGCGCAGAAGCGAUUCAUUGGUUUAUUGCCUUAUGCGUACAGUGCGCAAAGCGAUCCCUACUCUUCCGCCGAGAGCUCAAUAUCCGUGCCGGUAACUAUACCUUGCAUAAAAUAUUGAACCUUUUUACUUCGUAGUCGGGUUAAAACUUAUCAAAUGUCCCUUGUGUCUGCAAAUGUAUGUUUCGUUUAGCUAAUUUGUUUCAUGUCAAGUGGGAGUAUGAUUUUUGUUGAUUAUUUGAUCUUCAAUACAAAUAGAUAAUUAAUUUAAUUAUUGUCGUGUGAUUCCUAUACAAGGUAUGAACGCCCUUUUAAUUAUUAAUUGCUAAAUUAAAAUCUAUUUAUUCUUACCGCUAUGAUUUCUAGAUUUAAUUUAUAAUCUGUGGUGGACUCUGUGACAUUACGAUAGUGUUGCAAGUAAUAAAAUACUAUUUUUGUACGUUGUCUAUGCACAGAGUCCCGCUUGUCUAUGGUACGGCUAAAUGUUAACUUAAUGUGUAACGUAGAGCUAAAUGUUAAUUAUUUUUAAGUUCUAUAUCAAUGUACUGUACUGUAUAUAAAGGAUGUGGAAAGUA